Messenger RNA from Culicoides brevitarsis, 1857 nucleotides. RefSeq names its product ubiquitin carboxyl-terminal hydrolase MINDY-3 homolog. The coding region runs from base 195 to 1505 and encodes 436 amino acids. The record is from RefSeq and is a predicted model, not a curated record. Lineage: Eukaryota; Metazoa; Arthropoda; Insecta; Diptera; Ceratopogonidae. Gene Ontology annotation, biological process: protein K48-linked deubiquitination. Gene Ontology annotation, molecular function: K48-linked deubiquitinase activity; cysteine-type deubiquitinase activity. The transcript has a single exon.
AGUUCGAUAGAAAAAUAAAUUGUAUGACAUCAUAGCGCGUUACGAAAUCACGAGACGAUCCCUAGUUUUAGCCACCAUUGGAAUACAAAAGCAUUCAAAAUACUUAUGCUCGAGAGAAAAUUUCUUGUUAAAUUUCACUCUAAAAUCAAAUUUGAGAUUUCAUGCGCUAUUCGUUUGCCUAACGAGCGACAAAAAUGUUUACAAAUCACAGUGAGCUAAAGGACAUACUGAAUUUGGUGUGGGGAGACGUAAUAAAAAGUGAUGGCGGAGCAUUUCGACUUUGGUGUCAAGGUUUCGAGUUUUCCGAGGACGAGCCAGCAGCGUUGCGCCAACGAUGCGGUGGUCCGUGCGGCGUUCUGGCACCCGUGCAAGCGUACAUCCUGAAAACGUUGUUGUCCGAAGCGAUGGGACAGAAUUUCAAGGACUUGACAUUUGAAAAGUGCAAAGCUGUACUGGUGCAGGCACUGUGCUGCAUCCUGACAAAAUGCAAAAAUCAAACGACAAACUACUACGUGGUCACGUUGAAGGACAAAUUCGUGAAGAAGGACAUCAACGAGGAGGGAUCGUCGAGUAAUCCCACGACGGACGAGCUACCAGAAGAGGAGAAUUCGAAUGUGUUUCAUCAGCGCCUGCAAAUUGUCGAGAUGAAGGACAUCGAGCACGUAAGACAAUUUUACUUGGACCAUUUCCACACGCUCGAGAACCAGUAUGGAGUAUUGGUUUUCCUGUACACCGUUUUGUUGACCAAAGGAAUGCAGAAUAUUCUGAGUGAAUUAUGUGAUACGUCGGAGCCGCUGAUCCACGCAGUGUACGGGCACGCCUCACAGCCUUUGAUUAAUCUUAUGUUGACGGGACGGAUUGUGCCUUACGUGUGGGACGGAGACAAAAAUAUCGGCGGGCUGGCGUUGCGUGGCAUCAACCAGCAGUCGGACAUUGGUUUCCUCACGAUAAUGGAACAAAUGCAGUACUGCACUGUAGGCAAUUUCUUCAAAAAUCCGCGACAUGCUGUUUGGGUCCUCGCCUCGGAGACACAUUUGACCGUACUUUUCAGUCCCGAGACGAAACUUGUGGCACCCGAGACGCCACGCGAACAGGCAAUUCGUGUGUUCCAGCAGUUCAACAGUGAUGGCGCCAGUUUUAUCGAGAGCGGUCAUUUGCAAGAGGUCCUCAAGCAGCUCGGACUCGUUAGUGUACCUGAAUACGUCGACAUAAUGCGCAAGAAAAUGGAUCCUGAGAACCUAGGCAUCAUUCUGCAGAACGCUUUCUUGGAGGAGUUUUUCGAGGAGGAGAUUUCCAAAUGUCCCGAUAUCUUCGAUCUGUACCACUACAACGGCAUCUCCAACUCGAACCUGCACAAUCAAGUGAAAUUCCGCAAAGGCACCGCUAUCUUGCUCGAGUCGAAUUUGCAAAUGUGCGACUCGUCCAACCCCAUACUGACAUGUCUCCAGACAAAGUGGCCGAACAUAGAAGUUAAUUGGAUGGAAAAUGUACCUUCACUAAAUUAAUUAAAUGUGUAUUUUCUGAUGUACAUACCUACAUAUAUAUUUACAUUAAAAAGUUUUGGCGUAUCACUUGAACAGACACACAUAUAUAUACGAAAAUCUAUUAAAUACCAUUAAACCACAAAAUAACAAUAAAUAUUAAUAAUAACAAAGCUAAUAAUAAUAUAAACACAUAUACCUACCUAAAUAAUCCUCAGUUUUCGACACUAAAUCUGAGUCUUUUUUAACUUUUUAAUUUCAAGUAUUUCAAAGAACAAAUCUUAUAGUAUUUUAUAAAAUUGAGGACUUUCAAAAAACCUUUAGAUUAGAUAAUCUAAUCAUUCUUUGUUUGAAAGCUUGGAGGAAUUCGAUUGAA